This is a messenger RNA of Podarcis lilfordi (Lilford's wall lizard), 21680 nucleotides long. Lineage: Eukaryota; Metazoa; Chordata; Lepidosauria; Squamata; Lacertidae. The record is from the annotation of a GenBank genome assembly.
CUGUUAUGGGGAUGUGAUUGUAGGCAGCCUGAGACGCAGCCCAAACUCAUUGAAAGGAACAAGCAUGCCUCCAUCCAUCAGAUGGCCCCAGAGGUCUGGGACAUUCUGUAGAGCAUCCAUCAGAACCCAUGAGGAUUUGUCUGGACAAUCAGUACAUGAUGCACUUAACAGCUGAAGGAACCACAACCUCUGCUGCUCUCCAGAGCAACCCCAACUUAUUGCCAGAGACUUCAUGUACCUUUCAAGGCCAUUAAAAUAGGGUGAGGAGCCAAGAAGGCCCCUCUCGGCCUUAUAUAAUGACUGUUUUUAGCUUGGCUCCUCAGACAGAGAGUUCAAUAAAGGCGGAGCUCUUCCUCCUUCUUAUUACCAGGAAGCCUAGCCUGCUGUCUCCAAGCAAUCACUCUUCAAAACAGUCUUUCUAAUCAGACAGAGCUUUUUCCUUGCUAACAUGAAGCCACGCUUGGCUCACGUCUGGCUGCUUGAAGUCUGUGUUUUGCUCUGCCUCAGCUGUGGAGGUAAGUCCCACCUCCCAAUGGAAAAACAUCGUAGGCCACCAGUUCAAAUGUGCUGUAUGUCCAGCACCUAUCUUCCUAAGAACUGGUGAACCCGUAAGCUUUUUUCUUUUUAGCUCUGGCACCUACUUGGGGAUAAUGAUUGAAAGUCUAACUUUGGAAAUAACGCAGACCUGGAGAAAGGUUUAGAUGCUAUUAAGUAACAGAUCAAUACAGGCAUCAUCACCCUCCGUGCUUGGGUCAAUGUCAGGGUAUUGGCAGAGAUGAUUUCCACAGAUCCCACUAUGUCUCCUGUCCUUGUUAUCUCUGCACAGUCCCAACUUCGGAUAGUUUUUCAGUGGAAUGAUGCUCUGUUGCCAUUCUAAUGAAGUUGCUCUAGGGUUGCCAUAUGUCGGUGUCCGGGUGGAAAUCGCUAAAAAAUAGCAACCCAUGUUCGCAGUAUCGUUUUUGGCGAUUUCCCUUUAAAAUAGCUCAAAAACUUCAUUCUUAACUUUUUUUAGGUUUUUAUUUCCAAUUUUGCCCAAAAAGGUCAACAGCUUUGGCCAAAAGAAAAUAAUAAUAAUAAAAGAUCAACAUCUUUUGUGUUCGGAUUUUCACUUUUUGAAAUAUGGCAACUCUAAGCUGCUGCUUGGCACCUGCCACUCUCAGGAGGCUCACUAGAGGACCCUUUCUACAAAGUCUCUACAAUGCUGGAGCUGGCUGCACACUAAGUUGCCUGUUAUGGGGAUGUGGCAGAGGGGAGGGUCCUCCUGGUUGUAGGCAGCCUGAGACGCAGCCAAUUGCGUUCUGCGGAACUCCGUGGGGCUCAAUUUACACCUUCUGUAAGAACCCCCAAUGUCCUUUUUAGACUCAGGGCAUCUCAGCAUUUUUCGUUUUUGAAGGAAACAACGAGUUUGGUGACUUAGGCUUUCUUUCUUUUGGUGACUUUCUUUCUUUCUUCUUUUAACAGCAAAUGCCUUAAAAUGUAGUGUGUGCACUUCAGGAGGUCCAGAAGAGCCGUGUAUGCCACAUCCCCCCAAAAUACAGACAUGCUCUGAUGAUCCACGUACAGGAUACCCUGCAGCCUGCGUCUUGUACACAAUCUCAGCAAGUGAGCGAUCCUUCUCGUCUCUCUCUCCCCCUUAUUUUCAGUGCAUUUCCAUGGGUGGGUGGUGGGCAUGGCUAGCACAACUGGGUGCAGAGGGGGCCGGGGAUCUUGCAACUUCAAUAGUACAAGAACGAGAGAAGCACCUCGUUCCAAUGGAAGCUCUAAGCUACGCUAAUGCACUCUCUAUACGAAACCUGAUUGCAAGCACUCAGGAACAUGACGGAACGUAUCCCCCUGAAAAUUCUUUGAAGCAACAAUACCUGCAGGCAGUGAGAGAAACAUGAAUUUUCUAAGUUUACUUUUAAUUCUUGAGGUAUCUCAAGUCAGGGGCCAGGUUUGGCGCUCUGGCCAGUGGCAUCCCAACUGCAAUGCUUCACCUAAUACAAGGGAAGAGUUGCCAUUCAUUCUUGAGGAUAAGCAGGGGGGUUGGGUGCUAUACCUGGCAACAGUGGUGGCAAAAACCUGCCUUUCAGCACAGACCUCCAUCUCCCCAGCUGUCUCUGAUGCAAAGAGUGCAUCCUUCCAUUUCCAUCAGGCAUCUUUCACUACUUGUUAACAGUAACCCAGAUACUUUUCUUUCUCUUCCCAGCAUUUUCUGGUACUAAAAAUGUGAUGCGCUACUACAAAAAAUGUGGCUUCUAUACCAAAGUGUGUGGAACUCGAAAAGUCGAUAAGGAUUUACCGCAAGAGUAUGAGCUCAAGUGCUGUAACGACAGAGACCACUGCCUUUGAGUGCCGUCUAAGGGGGAUGCUGUAUUAAAAGAACUCCUAUGUGAACAAAUGGCUGUGCAAUUUGAGUUACGCUGCUGUGUGGGGAUGGCUAUGUGAGUGGGCUCUGUGUGUGCCCAGUGGCUACUCACAACCAUGUUAGUAGCACAUAUGGGCCUGGCUGAAGCUUCCUGGUGGUGAACAAGUAAUCGUUACAUGUAAGAGGGUUGCUGAAGUCUGGGACACUCUGUACUGCAUCAGGCUGGUUCCUCAGCUUCAGCCCAUUUGGAUUUGUCCAAACAAGCAGUAUAUUAUGCACCUAAAAAGCUCCUUGUGCCUUUCGAGCCUAGCAGGGGCAGGUACCCUGAGGAACAAAGAAGGUGCCUCUGAGCCUUAUAUAAUGAAAGUCUUGUUAACUGAAAGGAAUACACUUCCUUCCCAUGUAAGAUAGAAUCAUUUGGAAGCUGAGCUCUAGGACAUUCUGUACAGGAUUUCAGAAUCUCGGGUUGGGUCAGUCCCAGCCUCUGCCAACCUAGCAGUUUGAAAGCGCACCAAUGUAAGUAGAUAAAUAGGUACCGCUGUGGCAGGAAGGUACAGUGGUACCUCGGGUUAAGAACUUAUUUCUUUCUGGAGGUCCGUUCUUAACCUGAAACUGUUCUUAACCUGAGGUACAACUGUAGCUAAUGGAGCCUCCCACUGCCAUUGAGCCGCCACUGCACAAUAUUUGUUCUCAGCCUGAAGCAAAGUUCUUAACCCGACGUACUAUUUCUGGGUUAGCGGAGUCUGUAACCUGAAGCAUCUGUAACCUGAAGCGUCUGUAACCUGAAGCGUCUGUAACCUGAGGUAUCACUGUACAUGGCGUUUCCGUGUGCUCUGGCUUUUGUCGUGUUGUUCUGUUGCUACAGAAGCGGUUUAGUCAUGCUGGCCACAUGACCUGGAAAGCUGUCUGUGGACAAACGCCGGCUCCCUUGGCCUGAAAGUGAGAUGAGUGCCUCAACCCCAUAGUUGUCUUUGACUGGACUUAUCCGUCCACGGGUCCUUUACCUUUUACCUUUUUACUGGGGUAUCACAAGCACUUAGCACUGAUAAAAUUAAAAGCUGUAUGUUCUGGGCCUCAGAGCCAAAUCAGCUACUGAACUUGCACACCAUGCUCCUGUUUGGGUUUGCGUGGCUCAGUCAACCAGGAAAUGUGGAGCUGGGCAGAGAACCCAUUGAAAGGAACAGGCAUGCCUCCACAAAAGAUAGCAUCAGAGGACCACUGAGGUAUGGAACAUUCUGUAGAGCAUCCAGCUGAACCCACAUCCCAUUAGGAUCUGUUAAACAAUCAGGACAUAAUGCACUUAAUGGUUCAAGGAACCACCACCCACAUCUCUGCUGCUCUUCAGAGCCACCCCAGAGUCCUCUUGUACAUUUAAGCCCACUAGAAUGGGGCGAGCAGCCAAGAAGGCCCCACUCGGCCUUAUAUAAUGACAGUAUUGAGCCUCAGACGGAGAGACGUGUUGCUCAACAGAGAAAGAGCUGCCUCUUCUACGUACUGCCAGAAACCUUAUCUGCUGUCUCCAAGCAAUCACUCUUCAAAACAGUCUUUCUAAUAGGACAGAGCUUUUUCCUUGCUAACAUGAAGCCAUGCUUGGCUCAGGUCUGGCUGCUUGGAGUCUGUGUUUUGCUCUGCCUCAGCUGUGGAGGUAAGUCCCACCUGCAAAUGCAAAAACAUGAUAGGCCACCAGUUCAAAUGUGCCGUAUGCCCACCACUUAUCUUCCUAAGAACUGGUGAACCCGUAAGCUAUUUUCUUUCUCUUUUUAGCUCUGGCACCUAUUUGGGGAUAAUGAUUGAAAGGCUAAGUUUGGAAAUAACGUAGACCUGGAGAAAGAUUUUGGUGAUAUACAGGCAUCAGCACCCACUGUGUUUGGGUCAGGAUAUUGGCAGAGAUUUCCGCAGAUCCCACUAUGUCUCCUAUCCUUGUAAUCCCUGCACGGUCCCAACUUCAGAAUGUUUUUUCUGGGGAAUGAUGUUCUAUUGCAUGGGUGGGGGGGCAUAUUUCAACUUUAUUUAUUUACUUAUUAAAACAUUUGAUUUUAAAAAUUCAAAGUAAUUUGCAACAGUCAUAAGUGCAGCCUUUCUCCUCCCCAAGCAGUUCAACAACUAGUUUUGAAAAAAUGUUUGUCUCCAUAAAAUUGACAGCUUACAGUGGCAGCUGCAGACAGUGCUCCUCCUACCAUAGCUGCAGUGACACACACACACACACACACACACACACACACACACACCCCGUUGGUGAAAACUCUCUGGUGUUAACAUCUGUUGAUGUUGCUCAUCUGGCUGUUGUAGGGUUGCCAUACGUCGGAAGCAGUGUCCCAGCAGAAAUCACUAAAAAUGUCAGUGGAAAUCCAGACAUAUGGCAACCCAUGUCAGCAUUAUCGUUUUGGGCAAUUUCCCUUAAAAAUAGUUCAAAAACUUCUUUAUUCUUUUCUCUCUUUUUUGCAAUUAUGUCCCAAAAGAUAAACAAUGCUGGCUAAUAAAAAUAAGAAUAAUAGCUCUACAACUUUGGUGUCUAGAUUUUUACUUUUUGAAAUAUGGCAACUCUAAGCUGCUGCUUGGCACUUGCCACUCUCAGGAGGCUCACUAGAGGACCCUUUCUGCAAAGUCUCUACAAUGCUGGAUCUGGCUGACCCUCAGAUGCCUGUUAUGGGGAUGUGGCAGAGUGGAGGGUCCUCCUGGUUCUAGGCACAGCCAAUAACGUUCUGCGAAACUCCAUGGGGAUCAAUUUACACCUUCUGUAAGAACCACCAAUGUCCUUUUUAGACUCAGGGCAUCUCAGCAUUUUUCUUCUUUGAAGGAAACAACGGGUUUGGUGACUUAGAAGCUCAGGAAGGGACAAGACAUGUAAACAAAGAAGCAUGCCUUACAGCAGGUGCCUCCCUCCCUCCCUUCCUUCCUUUCUUCUUUUAACAGCAAAUGCCUUAAUCUGUAGCCUGUGCAGUUCAGAGGGUCCAGGACAGCCGUGUAUACAAGCUGCCCCAUAUGAAGAGAAAUGCCCUGAUGAUCCACGUACAGGACACCCUGCAGCCUGCGUCUUGUACAGAAUCACUUCAAGUGAGUGGUCCUUCUUGUCUUUCUCUCCCCCUUAUUUUCAGUGCAUUUCCAUGAGUGGCUGAUGGGGCAUGGCUAGUAUGACUGUGUGCAGAGGAGGCCGGGGAUCUUGCAACUUCAGUAGUACAAGUAGUACAAUGGAAGCUUAGAGCUUCCAUUGGGAUGAGGUCCUUCCCUGGUUGUUCAAGCACCUCGUUCCAAUGGAGCUCUAAGCUAUCCUAAUGCAGCCUCCAUACGAAACCUGAUUGCAAGCCUUCAGUCACAUGACGGUACAUAUCCCCCUGGAAAUUCUUUGAAGCAACAAUACCUGCAGGCAGUGAGAGAAGCAUGAAUUUUCUAAGUUCACUUAUAAUUCUCCAGUCAAACUCUAGCAUGCCAAGGUAUAGAUGGGAUCCUUGAUAAGUCCAUGUGAUGCAGCCCACCUGGCUGAGGUAUCUCAAGUAAGGGGCCAGGUUGGGCCCUCUGGCCAAUGGCAUCCUAAUUGCAGUGCUUCACCUAAUGCCAGGGAAGAGUUUCCAUUCAUUCUUGAGGAUAAGCAGGGGUGCUGGGUGCUAUACCUGGCAACAGUGGUAGCAAAAACCUGCCCUUCAGCACAGACCCCCGUUUCCCCAGCUGUCACUGAUGGGGACCUAGCAAGGGGUGGAUCCUGACAUUAUCACCAAGCAUCUUUCACCAGUUACUAACAGUAAACCAGAUACUUUUCUUUCUCUUCCCAUCAGAAACUGGACGUGUGUUGCGCUACUACAAAAAAUGCGGCUACUAUACCAGCGACUGCAAAACUCGAAAAGUCUACGAUGACGUACCAGAAGUGCACGAGCUCCACUGCUGUAACGACAGAGACCACUGCCUUUGAAUGCAGUCUAAGGAGGAUGGUGUAUUAAAAGAACUCCUAUGUGAACAAAUGGCUGUGCAAUUUGUGUUAGGUUGUGUUGCUGUUUGGGGAUGUCUAUGUGAGUGGGCUCUGUGUGUGCCCAGUGGCGUGCAUGGGUGCAGGGUCUCAGCAGGUGAGUGGGUGGGCUUCUCAGGUGAGCUGGGUUGUCAACAAGGUUUCCCCUGGCUGUAUGCCAUGGCUGCAUUGAGCCUGGUUCUUCAAACCAAGUGACAUCUUCCUUACUCGAGGUUCAGCUACUAUGACUACUUAUUGCCUGGUAUUUUCUGCCUAGCAACAAGUGGGUGGGACCACCUCACCACAACAAUCCUUUUGUAGAGAGCUGAUUAGCCAGAGAACGAGAGAUUGACAGAAAAAUAUUCAGGAUUCUCUCUCCAUUGAAAUUCAGUACUGGAGGUUGGGGAAAAUAGAAAGAGUGUAGUUUGGGAAUCUAGUGGAAACUUAAGAAUAAGUAGUAGUAGACCAGCCUCCACUGAACUUAGGUUUUUCAUCUGGAGAGAGGACUGCUUUCCGUUCAUCUCUUUCUGGUGAAUGAGUGAUUGGAAAAAUCCAAAAUUUUCUGCUGUGACAGAGGCCAAGCAGGAGGCUUCGAAACUCAUUUCUUCAAUUCAUUGUAAAGUGGUUUUUUACUGAAGAUUCUGGGUGAAGUCUUUUUGAGGGAAAAAGGUUCCAUUUAAUUAGUCCAGCUUACCACCCUUGGGAGCAUCUGAGGCUGUACAGAAAUGACCGUACAGAAAUCCACUCAGUGUUUGCAGGGUCAGUAGCUGUGUGAGCUCCCAGCCCAUUCACCUGGUAGCGCUGGUGAAAUAUGCCCUUUAGGUCCUUGUAAUGGUUCUAGGGGUUGCUCGUGCGUAAAUCGGCGCCACACCUGGCUGGGUUGCCUGAGUGAACCCUUUCUGUCCGGACAGCCACUCGCCCGUGGCUGUCUCAAUCGCUGGCAGAAUCCGUCAGUGGGCGUUUCUUGAACUUCUUCCAGCAAAGAAGUUCUUUGACGCCUAGUCUCCUGCCUACUCUCCCUGCGCGGAAGCCUUCUGCGCAGGGAGGGUGUGGGCAGCGGAGGACCCGUGCUCUCCCCGCUGGUCCCCGGCGAGGAGUCAUGGAGCCACCUCGCCGAUUCCCCCAUCUGCCCCCCUUCUCCACUGGUGCUACGCUGAUUUCCUUCCCCGAGAAGAUGUGCUGCUUCUCUCCCUCCCGGGACGCUCUCCGGAAUCCCUCUGGAGCCCUCCCUCUCCCCUGGCUCCGAUGGCAGUUCCCUGACAUCCACCUCCUCCCCAGGACCCCCACCACCCCCCGCGCGAUUUUACGAUAUAACCUCGUCACUUUCCUUGGCCGACGAUGCGGGGCAACCCCUGAAGGAGCUGUCACCAUCCUCUGAGGAUUCAAAACCAGCCUCCCACCCGCUCAGAUCUCUCCCCUCAGGGUGGACCUCCCAGUCUGAUUCUUCUCCCUCUGACACCUCUCCUCCCUCCUCUUCGGAGGCAGGAAAACCCACAAAGUCCCCUUCGUCGUCUGUGGUUCCAAAUUCUUCCUCCCAGAAUCUCGCUAGUGGUUUUGGCUUAUCCGGGAACAAACUGUGGAAUUCUUCCACCAGAUACCCAUCAUUGAUUGACUCAGCGGGGACCCACGUGUUUUCUGACCUGGGUUCUCCUUCCCAAGCUACCAAGUACUCCACCUGGCGACCUCGCCACCUUGAAUCGAGUAUUUCCGUGGCUUGGUUGCGGUGUUCCCUCUCCUCUACCUGCGGGUGGGUGGUGACUCCUCCCUCCCGCCCCGGAAAUUCCCGCCCCUCCAUGUACGGUGAAAGUAGGGACCUAUGGAACACCGGAUGUAUCUUCAUGCUGUCCGGCAACUUGAGUUUGAAUGCCACUGGGUUCACCUGCUGUGUUACCUCAAAAGGCCCCAGCCGCCUCGGCUGCAACUUCUUGCACCCUCCCUUUAGGGGUAACCCUUGGGUUGACAACCACACCCGGUCUCCCACCCGUAUGGCCUCCCCCUCCCGACGGUGCUUGUCCUCCUGCCUCUUGUAAACUUCCUUGGCCUGCUCCAAGUUCAUCUUGAGUUGCUGGUGCAAGGCCUCCAUUUCUUCUAUAAACUGCUCGGCCACGGGUACACUCCAUGCUUCCUCCCCCCUCCCCGGGAAGGCCCUGGGGUGACACCCAUAAUUGGCUAUAAACGGGCUCAUACCUGUGGACACAUGUUCAGCGUUAUUGUACGCAAAUUCAGCCAAGGCUAGUUUCUCUACCCAAUCGUUCUGUCUCUCACUGACGUAGCAGCAUAGGUAUUGCUGGAGUAUACUGUUCGCUCUUUCUGCUUGUCCGUUGGUUUCUGGGUGUCUCGCCGCCGAGAAGCUCACCUCGACCUGUAGCAAGCUCAUGAGCUUCCUCCAGAACCUGGAAGUAAAUUGUUUCCCGCGAUCCGAGAUAACCCUCGAGGGAGCCCCAUGCAGUCUGAAAAUGUGAUCCACAAACAACCUGGCUGUCUCCUCUGCCAUUACCGCGUGUGAGCAAGCUAUGAAAUGGCACAUUUUUGUCAGUAGAUCGACUACUACCAUGACUGCUGUCUUCCCCUUGACUUGGGCAAAUCUGUCAUAAAAUCAAUGGACACCACCUCCCAGGGCCUUCCCGGUGUAGGUAAGGGUUCCAGUAGCCCUGCGGGGGCAGCCCUCUCUCCCUUUGCCCUCUGGCAUCGGUCGCACCCCCGUACAUAUUCCCGUACGUCUUCCCUCACCUUUGGCCACCAGAACUGCCUGGUGACGAGCAGCAUGGUCUUGUGCUGUCCAAAGUGCCCAGCUGUUGGGUUGUCAUGGAGUUGUUUAAGUACCUUCCCCCUCAAGGUCUCCCCCGGUACAUACAGUGCCCCCUUAUAGUACAGUAGCCCUUCCUUUUCCUCAAACCCUCCAUGGUCUUCCCUUCCGUCCCGGAGUUCCCUGAUUUUUGCUUGAGCGAACGCGUCGUCUCUAGUAAGCCCUGCCAGUUCUCGUUUCCCAACCAACGUUCCCCCACACACCCACCGGUCCUCGGGAAACACGUGUCAGAUCUCUGGUGGUCCCUCUCCCUCCAGGUACUCCGGUUUCCGGGAGAGAGCAUCUGCUCUUAUGUUUUCCUCUCCCGGCAUGUAUCUGAUCGCGAAGGAAAACUUGGCGAACUCCUGGGCUCAUCGAAUCUGUCUCUGGUUGAGCACCCGCGCGGUCCGCCAGUAUUCCAAGUUCUUGUGGUCAGUACAAACCUGGAUCUUGUGCCGCGCCCCUAUCAACAGAUGUCUCCAUUGCCGAAACGCCGCAUAGAUCACAAGCAGUUCUCAGUCAUACACUGUGUAGUUUUGCUCUGACUUGCUCAGCUUCCUUGAGAAAAAGGCACACCGCCUCCAGUCCUGCUUGGCCCCGGGCUGCAAAAGGACCGCUCCAACAGCUCGGUCGGACGCAUCCGUCUCCAGUCUCAUGGGCUUCUCCAGAUCAACGUGCAGGAGCUGCUGUUCCGAAGCGAACGCCUUCUCCAGCCUUUCAAAGGAUUGCUGGGCACUUUCUGUCCACGCAAACUUCUUUUUGCUACUGAGACAAUCUGUUAUGGGCGCUGUCAAGUGAGCGAAGUUCUUUAUGAACUUCCUGUAGAAGUUGCUGAACCCUAAGAACCUCUGCACAUCCUUCCGAGUUUGGGGGCUUUCCAUUCCAGCACUGCCUUCACCUUGCCUGGGUCCAUAGCUAGGCCCUUGUCUGACAACUUGUACCCCAGAAACUCGACCUCCCUGGCGUGAAAUUGGCAUUUUUCCAGCUUGACCCACAACUGAUGCUUCUGCAGUCUCUGUAGCACUUCCCUGACGUCUCUGACGUGUUGCUUCUCAUUGUCCGAAUAGAUUAAGACGUCAUCCAAAAAGGCCAUGCAAUUCUUGUACAACAGGGGCCCCAACACGUGGUGCAUGAAUGCUUGAAAGCAGGCGGAGCCCGAUUGUAAUCCAAAUGGCAUAACUAAGUACUCGAAGGCCCCCAGGGGGGUGAACAUGGUAGUUUUCCAUUCGUCCCCCUCCCUUAUCCUGAUUAAAUUGUAUGCCCCUCUGAGGUCCAGCUUGGUAAAAAUCUUCCCCUGCCUCACCCGUGUUAAUAUGUCGUCAAUCCUUGGCAUUGGGAAGGUCACGGGUUCUGACACCAGGUUCAAGCCCCUAUAAUCCACGAUCAAUCUAGGCUGAUUAGUCCCUUUUUUGUCCACAAAGAACACCAGACUGCCCCCCACCGCCUUUGAUUCCCUUAUGAACCCCCUCUUCAGGUUCUUGUCAAUAAACUGCCGCAACUCCUGCAUCUCCCGGUCGGACAUGGCAUACAGCUUACCCACCGGCAACUGAGCCCCUGGGAGCAGGUUGAUUUGGCAGUCAAAGGGCCUGUGGGGGGGUGGUCUAUCUGCCUCCCUCUCGCUGAAGACUUCCUUCAGGUCAGCAUAUUCUGGUGGCACCUCCCCCUUUUGUUCCACGGCCAGCCCAGCCACUCUGGCCACCGUCAUUCUUGGGUUCUCCCCUCCCAGACAGUGUCCUAGCAAGCUGACCCAAAGGUGACUGACCGCUGAUGCCAUGACACUACGGGAUCAUGCAGUGCCAACCAGCUCAUUCCCAGUAUUAUUGGGGGUCCUGCCAGUGUGGCCACGUGAAAGGCAAUGGUCUCCGUGUGCCUGGAAACCCUCAUUCGCGAACUUUCUUUAUGUAUGCAACAACAACAGCAAGAAUACUCAUCGCAAAAUAUUGGAAGACACAAGAACUUCCCACGCUGGAGGAAUGGCAGAUGAAACUUAUGGACUAUAUGGAACUGGCGGAAAUGACUGGUAGAAUCCGUGACCAGGGAGAAGAGUCGGUGGAGGAAGAUUGGAAGAAAUUCAAAGACUAUCUUCAGAAACAUUGUAAAAUUAAAGAAUUAGAGUAAUGUUGGACUGAAAAUAAGCGGUUUCCAGCUGUACAGGUUAAAGUUAAUGACAGACUAAGAUUAAGAUUAGGAUUAAAGAUGUUUAAAGAAAUGGAAAUUUGACAAUUAAGAGGGAAAAUUUUAAUGUUAUAAUAUACUAAGAUUAAAGAUCAGGUUUAAAGAAAUUGAAGAUAUAUAUUACAAUAUUAUAUUAAAGUUAAAGAUUGGGAUUAAAAAAGUUGAAAAGAAAUUGCUGGACAAACAAUUUGGAUUGGAAUACAAAAGAGGGAGGUAUGAGGAAGUCCAGAAAAUAAGUAAACUAAAAAAAAAACGGAAAUGGAAAAGAGAUAUUGUUUUUAAUUGUUAUGGGUUUUUUUUUUGUUUUUUAUUGUUGAAUUGUGUUCUUUUUUGUGUGUUCUUGGUAUCUUUUUUUUCUUCUUUUUUUGAGAUAUGUAUUGUGUAUGUUUUUCUUUUUUUUCUUUGUUGUUUAAAACUUAAAUAAAAAUUAUUUACAAAAAAAAAAAAAAAGGAAACCCUCAUUCGCAUUGGUGGGGUCUGGUGUGUCACUUCCCCUCCCAGAAGUUCCCUGCCAUCGAUGGUUGUCACCUGCAAGGGGAAAUCUAGAGGCAACAGGUGGAGUUGGUGCUCCAGAGCCGAAGUCCCUGCUGAAGAAAUUACACGAGCUGCCCGAAUCCAGCAGUCCCUUAACUGUGACAGGGUGCCCAUUCGGGAGUUCUAGCACCACUUCUAUGGCUAUAGCUGCCUUGGGGGGGUCAGGCUGGGGCACUUCUAUUGGUUGCUGGCCUGGCUGCUGCCCCUGCUGGUUGGCAGCCAGGCGUUGGUGUUUCCCUGCGCCUGCCCUUCCUCCCCCUUCUCGUCAUGGCCUGCAGCCCCCACCAUCCCUUGCCAGGCCUUUUGUUGAGGGCAGACCUUAGCAAAACGUCCUGGUCGUUGACAGAGGAAACACUUCUUGGUAGUUUUCCAGUCCUUUCCCUCCCUUUUACAACCUUCACCGGAGUUUGAAACCUCUCGCGCGCGCGCGCCAUCAAUUUCCAUUGGCUCCGCCGCCUGGGAAGGCUCCCUCGGUAUCUCUGGAAUGCGGUAGUCAUGGAAACGCUCCUCUCUCCUUUCCCGCUUCUCCUGCGCCUGCACUUCUUGGCGUACACCUAUCGCGAGCACAGCCUUUGUGAGCUCGUCCAUCGACCGUGGGCGGGGCGCUCGGGACAACUCGUCUUUCACUUCAGGGGACAGACCCGCCUCAAACAACAUUUGUAUUGGUUCAGAGUCCAGAUCCCACCCGAGCCGGUGGACUAACAUCGCAAAACGCGACCAGUAGUUUCUGACGGACUGGCUCCCCUGCUUGCACCCCAUCAGUUCCCACCGUGUCACGCUUUGCUCCACCUCGCUGGAGAACAUCGCGUCCAUUCCUGAAAGAAUUUCUUAAGGUCCUUCAAGGCAUCAUUUUGCGUCACCAUUAGGGGCCUGAUCCAUUCGCGCGCCCCAUCCUGCAGAUGCCCCACAAUGUAAGGCACCCUCUCCCCAUCAUCAGCAAAGUCAUCUUUCUGCAGCUCCAAAUAAUAAUAAUAAUAAUAAAUUUUAUUUAUAUCCCGCCCUCCCCAGCCAAAGCCAGGCUCAGGGCGGCUAACAACAAACAAAUAAUCAAACAAUCAAAUAAUCCAACAUUCUAAAACAUUUCAUUAUAAAAAUUAAUUAAAAUCAAAUUAAUGGCAACCGUUAAGCAAAGUUCUGUGCAGGUUGCCGGAGGUGGGAGUCAGGCUGGGCCCUGACCAAAGGCCUGGUGGAACAACUCUGUCUUGCAGGCCUUGCGGAAAGAUGUCAGGUCCCGCAGGGCCCUAGUCUCUUGUGACAGAGCGUUCCACCAGAUUGGAGCCGCAGCCGAGAAAGCCCUGGCUCUAGUUGAGGCCAGCCUAACCUCUCUGAGGCCUGGGACCUUCAGGAUGUUUUUAUUUGCAGACCGUAGGUUCCUCUGUGGGGCAUACCAGGAGAGGCGGUCCCGUAGGUACGAGGGUCCUAGGCCGUAUAGGGCUUUAAAGGUUAAAACCAGCACCUUAAACCUGAUCCUGUACUCCACCGGGAGCCAGUGCAGCUGGUAUAGUACCGGAUGAAUGUGAUCUCGCAGCGAAGACCCCAUAAGGAGUCUCGCCGCGGCAUUCUGCACCCGCUGGAGUUUCUGGGUCAGUCUCAAGGGCAGCCCCACGUAGAGCGAGUUACAAUAAUCCAGUCUGGAGGUGACCGUCGCGUGGAUCACAGUGGCUAGGUCAGGGCGAGAGAGAUAAGGGGCCAACUGCUUAGCUUGGCGGAGAUGAAAAAUGCCGCCUUUGUUAUAGCUGUAAUCUGCGCCUCCAUAGAGAGGGAGGUAUCGAAGAUUACACCCAAACUCUUAACGGACGGUGCUGGCACUAAUUGCACCCCCGCAAGAGAUGGGAGUUGCCCCCAAUCCCAUAUCGUCCCGUCCCAGCCAGAGGACCUCUGUCUUCGAAGGAUUUAACUUCAACCGGCUUCCGCGUAACCAUCCAGCCACAGCUUCCAAACAUCUGGUCAGUGUGUCUGGGGCCGAGUCAGGAUGGCCAUCCAUCAACAGAUAGAGUUGGGUGUCAUCGGCAUACUGAUGGCAACCCAGCCCAAAACUCCGGACAAGCUGGGCGAGGGGCGCAUAAAGAUGUUAAAAGCAUCGGGGAGAGUAUCGCACCCUGAGGCACUCCACACACCAAGGAGUGGCGGGAUGACAAUUCCCCCAAGCGCCACCCUCUGUCCCCGACCGGAGAGAAACGAGCGCAGCCAUUGAAGGACUGUGCCCUGGAUCCCCACGUCGGCAAGGCGGUGGUCCAGGAGUUCGUGAUCAACCAUGUCGAAGGCUGCUGACAGGUCUAGAAGAAUCAGCAGCCCCGACCCGCCUCGAUCCAGCUGCCUGCGGAGAUCAUCUGUUAGGGCGACCAGAGCCGUCUCGGUCCCAUGACCAGCGCGGAAGCCAGACUGGAAUGGAUCCAGAGCCGAUGUUUCAUCCAGAAACCUACCAAGCUGUUCAGCAACCGCUCUCUCAAUCACCUUACCCAGGAAUGGAAGAUUCGAAACCGGGCGGUAAUUGGAUAGAUCUAAGGGAUCUAAUGAUGUUUUCUUUAAGAGCGGGCGCACCACUGCCUCCUUCAAUUCCCCUGGAAAUAUCCCGGUGCCAAGGGACAAAUUGAUGAUAUCCCCAGGGGCCCGCACCUCGUCUGGACACGCUCUAAUCAGCCAAGACGGGCACGGGUCAAGAGGACAGGUGGUGGGCUUUCCAGCUCGGAGGAGUCUGUCCACAUCGGCUGGGGAUAUCCGAUCAAAGUGGUCCAAUACUGGACCCGAGGACAGUCGAGGGGCCUCCAGUUCCUUUAUUGUAUCCAAAUUGGCAGGGAGGUCAUGGCGGAGCAACAGGACCUUCUCCGCAAAAAGCUCGCAAAUGCCUCACAGCUGUGUGUCAGAUUGUUAUUUAAAUUUGGCUGUCCUUCAAGGGACGUUAAAGACCUAAUUAUACUAAAUAAUUGCGCCGGGCGAGAGCUAGCGGAUGCAAUGGAGGCCGAGAAGUAAGACUUCUUAGCGGCCUUCACCGCCAUCUCAUAGGUUUUCAUAAAAACCCUAUAAGAUGUUCUUGAGGCUCCGUCACGGGCACCCCGCCAUACUCGCUCUAGCCGUCUGAGGUCCCGCUUCAUUUUCCGAAGCUCCUCGGUAAACCAGGGAGCCCGGUUUCUGCGGAGUCGCAGAGGGCGCUUAGGUGCGAUCUCAUCUAUGGCUGCCAGGAGCUGGGUAUUCCAGCCCUCAACAAGCUCAGUCAAUGAGUCGCCAGGGGGAGCAAGGUCCCGCAAGGCUUGACGGAAUCUAUCAGGGUCCAUCAGCCUCUGCGGGCGAGCCCAAAUCGGCUCGCCACCUAAGCAGGGUGGGGGUGGAAAGUCAAUCCUGGCUUUCAGAGCGUAGUGAUCAGACCAUGGCACCUUAAUUGAAGGAGACAUGAUCACAUCUAUACCUACGCCAAAGAUCAAAUCCAGCGUGUGGCCUGCUUGAUGUGUGGGGCCUGAAACAAACUGGGAGAGCCCUAGUGUUGCCAUGGAAGACACCAGGUCCAGAGCCUGUGAGGAGGGAGUGGCAUCAGCAUGGAUGUUGAAGUCCCCCAAUACCAAUAGGUUAGGGAACUCCAAGGCCCAGCCGGCCACCGCCUCCAGUAGGCCUGACAGGGUGGCUGCUGGUGCGCUAGGUGGCCGGUACACCAGCCAGACAGCCAAGCUCACCUCAGAGCCCCACACUAGGCCAACACAUUCAAUGCCGGGGAUCGAUGGCGAUGGUAGAGCCCUGAAAGGACAAUCUUCCCGGAUUAAUAAUGCCACCCCUCCCCCGGCCCACAGUCCGUGACUGGUGGAGGACGGAGAAACCCGGGGCGCCAUCUCUCGUAAGGUAACUGUUGCCCCUUCGCGUACCCAGGUCUCCGUCACACAAGCCAGGUCAACCCCCUGCGAGGUAAAGAAAUCUCGCAGAGUGGCGGUUUUGUUGCCUAUAGACCUGGCAUUGCACAACACCAGUGACGGAGGUGAGUAAUCCUUGCUCACCCUACCCUCGUCCCUCGGGAUGGGGCGCAGAUUGGAAGGGGUACGAGCAUAUCCGUAUCUCGAUCCCCUUCGCCUAUAACAUCUGCCCCCACCACCAUACCUCCCUCGCCCUCCACGGUAGCAAUCCCAAGCCUCAUACAAGCCUCCAUUUACAAAAUAGAAAACCAAACCAAACUGAAAACAAUUCUACCUAAGCAAAACCAAUCCCCACCCCAAACCACAAUAAAACAGAACAAAAUAAAAAUACAUAGAUAAAAACCACUGUUCACGGUGGUACAAUAAAGUAAAAAGUAAAAACACCUUUAAAAUACUUUAAAAUAUAUAAAAACAUUUUUAACAAUUGCUGCGGCAGCACCAGUGUCCUUAAAACUGUAGCGGAGGUGAGUCUGGGCCCCGCCCCCUAGGCCAGGUGGAAUCAGCCUGAAGAGGGAGCGGCCUUCCCCAACACUCACGGUGCAGCAGCAGCGAUGUCCCAAUGCCUCAGUGAGGCUUCUUAAAGCUGUGGCGAAGGUGAGUCUGGGCCCCGCCCCUAGGCCUGGUGGAAUCAGCCUGAAGAGGGAGCGGCCUUCCCCAACACUCACGGUGCAGCAGCAGCGAUGUCCCAAUGCCUCAGUGAGGCUUCUUAAAGCUGUGGCGAAGGUGAGACUCGGCCCCGCACCCAAGGCCGGGCGGAAUCAGCCGGAAGAGGAGCGGCCUUCCCCAACACUCACGGUGCAGCAGCAGCGAUGUCCCAAUGCCUCAGUGAGGCUUCUUAAAGCUGUGGCGAAGGUGAGUCUGGGCCCCGCCCCUAGGCCUGGUGGAAUCAGCCUGAAGAGGGAGCGGCCUUCCCCAACACUCACGGUGCAGCAGCAGCGAUGUCCCAAUGCCUCAGUGAGGCCUCUUAAAGCUGUGGCGAAGGUGAGUCUGGGCCCCGCCCCCUAGGCCUGGUGGAAUCAGCCUGAAGAGGGAGCGGCCUUCCCCAACACUCACGGUGCAGCAGCAGUGAUGUCCCAAUGCCUCAGUGAGGCCUCUUAAAGCUGUGGCGAAGGUGAGUCUGGGCCCCGCCCCCUAGGCCUGGUGGAAUCAGCCUGAAGAGGGAGCGGCCUUCCCCAACACUCACGGUGCAGCAGCAGCGUACUGAGUACUGCACUUCCGUUCGGAAGGCAUUGUAGUCUUGGGGCUUUCCACCAAACUUGUGUACCAGCCCCGGUACCUUCCUUGUGAUGGGGGUGGUUCUGACCCGUGCAUCCUGAGCCCGUCUUUCCUCCAGCCGCACCGUUAGGAUAGCUACAUGCGUCUCCAAGUCUCGGUUCCUCUCAACCAGACUCCGCAUCGCAGCUGGUUGCUCCGUCUCUCCAGCUGUUCCUGUUUGGCUCAUCGUGAUGCCUCUCCUGGGCUGCGCACAAGCAACGUCAGUGACUGACGGAUUGCUGUAAUGGUUCUAGGGGUUGCUCGUGUGUAAAUCGGCGCCACACCUGGCUGGGUUGCCUGAGUGAACCCUUUCUGUCUGGACAGCCGCUCGCCCGUGGCUGUCUCAAUCGCUGGCAGAAUCCAUCAGUGGGCGUUUCUUGAACUUCUUCCAGCAAAGAAGUUCUUUGACGCCUAGUCUCCUCCUACUCUCCCUGCGCGGAAGCCUUCUGCGCAGGGAGGGUGUGGGCAGCGGAGGACCCGUGCUCUCCCCGCUGGUCCCCGGCGAGGAGUCAUGGAGCCACCUCGCCGAUUCCCCCAUCUGCCCCCCUUCUCCACUGGUGCUACGCUGAUUUCCUUCCCCAGAAGAUGUGCUGCUUCUCUCCCUCCCGGGACGCUCUCCGGAAUCCCUCUGGAGCCCUCCCUCUCCCCCUGGCUCCGAUGGCAGUUCCCUGACAGUCCUCAAGUAAAAUAUACCCUUCUGUAUCCAAACCUUUUAAAGUAAAAACUGAUCUUUAGUCCAGGUCUGAUGGUCCCUAGUCAGCUGACGUUUCGUGUGAUGCAACAAUCACGUAUGCCUGACUGCAGCUUCCUGGUGGGGAACACAUACUGCAAUCCUUCCCCAUAAGAUAGCAUCAGGAGCCCAGGGAGGUCUAGGACUAUGAAACAACCAUGUGAGUAGCACAUAUGGGCCUGGCUGAAGCUUCCUGGUGGUGAACAAGUAAUCCUUACAUGUAAGAGGGUCGCUGAAGUCUGGGGACACUCUGUACUGCAUCCGGCUGGUUCCUCAGCUUCAGCCCAUUUGGAUUUGUCCAAACAAGCAGUAUAUUAUGCACCUAAAAAGCUCCUUGUACCUUUUGAGACUACCAGGGACAGGUGCCCUGAGGAACAAAGAAGGUGCCUCUGAACCUUAUAUAAUGAAAGUCUUGUUAAGUGAAAGGAAUACACUUCCUUCCCAUGUAAGAUAGAACCAUUUGGAAGCUGAACUCUAGGACAUUCAGAAUCUCGAGUUGGGUCAGUCCAAGCUCCUGCCAACCUAGCAGUUUGAAAGCUCACCAAUGCAAGCAGAUAAAUAGGUACCGCUGUGGCAGAAAGGUACAGUGGUACCUCGGGUUAAGAACUUAUUUCUUUCUGGAGGUCCGUUCUUAACCUGAAACUGUUCUUAACCUGAGGUACCACCGUAGCUAAUGGAGCCUCCCGCUGCCGUUGCGCUGCCGCCGCACAAUUUUUGUUCUCAUCCUGAAGCAAACUUCUUAACCCAAGGUACUAUUUCUGGGAUAGUCUGUAACCUGAAGCAUCUGUAACAUAGGUACCACUGUACAUGGUGUUUCCGUGUGCUCUGGCUUUUGUCAUGUUGUUCUGCUGCUCCAGAAGCGGUUUAAUCAUGCUGGCCACAUGACCCAGAAAACUGUUUGUGGACAAACACCGGCUCCCUUGGCCUGAAAGUGAGAUGAGUGCCUCAACCACAAAGUUGUCUUUGACUGGACUUAACCGUCCAGGGGUCUUUUACCUUUUACCUUUUUACAGGGGUAUCACAAGCACUUGUCCCUCGCAAGCAUUUAGGAUUGUUAAAAUUAAAAGCUGUAUGUUCUGGGCCUCAGAGCCCAAUCAGCUUCUGAACUUGCCUGCCCUGGUGCACCAUGCUCCUCUUUUGGUUUGCGUGGCUCAGUCAACCAGGAAAUGUGGAGCUGGGCAGAGAACUCAUUCAAAGGAACAGGCAUGCCUCCACAAAAGAUAGCAUCAGAGGACCACUGAGGUAUGGAACAUUCUGUAGAGCAUCCAGCUGAACCCACAUCCCAUUAGGAUCUGUUAAACAAUCAGGACAUAAUGCACUUAACGGCUCAAGGAACCACCACCCACAUCUCUGCUGCUCUUCACAGCCACCCCAGAGUCCUCUUGUACCUUUAAGCCCACUAGAAUGGGUUGAGCAGCCAAGAAGGCCCCUCUCGGCCUUAUAUAAUGACAGUAUUGAGCCUCAGACAGAGAGACGUGUUGCUCAACAGAGAAAGAGCUGCACCUUCUACGUACUGCCAGGAAGUCUUAGCUGCUGUCUCCCAGCAAUCACUCUUCAAAACAGUCUUUCUAAUCAGACAGAGCUUUUUCCCUGCUAACAUGAAGCCACGCUUGGCUCAGGACUGGCUGCUUGGAGUCUGUCUUUUGCUCUGCCUCAGCUGUGGAGGUAAGUCCCACCUGCCAAUGGAAAAACAUGGUAGGCCACCAAUUCAAAAGUGCUGUAUGUCCACCACCUAUCUUCCUAAGAACUGGCGAACCCGUAAGCUAUUUUCUUUCUCUUUUUAGCUCUGGCACCUAUUUGGGGAUAAUCAUUGAAAGUCUAACUUUGGAAAUAAUGCAGACCUGGAGAAAGGUUUAGAUACUAUUAAGUUCCAGAUCUAUACAGGCAUCAACACCCACCGUGCUUGGGUCAGGGUGUUGGCAGAGAUGAUUUCCACAGAUCCCACUAUGUCUCCUGUCCUUGUAAUCCCUGCACGGUCCCAACUUCAGAAAGUUUUUCAGGGGAAUGAUGCUCUAUUGCACAGGGCAGGGGGGGCUUAUUUUAACUUUAUUUAUUUACUUAUUAAAACAUUUGAUUUUUUAAAACAUGGUAAUUUGCCAUAGUCAUAAGUACAGCCUUUCCCCUCCUCAAGCAGUUCACCAACUAGUUUUGAAAAAAAUUUUAAUUGUCUGCAUAAACCUGGCAGCUUACAAUGGGAGCUGCAGACAGUGCUCCUCCUAUCAUAGCUGCAGUGACACACACACACACACACACACACACACACACACACACCGGUUGGUGCAAACUCUCUGGUGUUCACAUCUGUUGAUGUUGCCUAUCUGGCUGUUGUAGGGUUGCCAUACGUCGGAAGCAGUGUCCCAGCAGAAAUCACUAAAAAUGUCAGUGGAAAUCCAGACAUAUGGCAACCCAUGUCAACAUUAUCAUAUUGGGAAAUUUCCCUUAAAAAUAGCUCAAAAACCUCUUUAUUCUUUUCUCUCUUUUUGCAAUUAUGUCCCAAAAAUCAACAACCCUGGCUAAGAAGGAGAAGAAGAAUAAAAGCUCUACAACUUUGGUGUCUAGAUUUUUACUUUUUGAAAUAUGGCAACUCUAAGCUGCUGCUUGGCACCUGCCACUCUCAGGAGGCUCACUAGAGGACCCUUUCUGCAAAGUCUCUACAAUGCUGGAUCUGGCUGACCCUCAGAUGCCUGUUAUGGGGAUGUGGCAGAGGGGAGGGUCCUCCUGGUUGUAGGCACAGCCAAUCACUUUCUACGAAACUCUGUGGGGUUCAAUUUACACCUUCUGUAAGAACCACCAAUGUCCUUUUUAGACUCAGGGCAUCUCAGCAUUUUUCUUCUUUGAAGGAAACAACGAGUUUGGUGACUUAGAAGCUCAGGAAGGGACAAGACAUGUAAACAAAGAAGCAUGCCUUACAGCAGGUACCUUCCUCCCUCCCUUCCUCCCUCCCUCCCUUCCUCCCUCCCUCCCUUCCUUUCUUCUUUUAACAGCAAAUGCCUUAAUCUGUAGCCUGUGCAGUUCAGAGGCUGAAGGACAGCCAUGUGUACCAGCUGCCCCAUAUGAAGAGAAAUGUGCUGAUGAUCCACGUACAGGACACCCUGCAGCCUGCGUCUUGUACAGAAUCACUUCAAGUGAGUGGUCCUUCUUGUCUUUCUCUCCCCGUCCCCCUUAUUUUCAUUGCUUUUCCAUGAGUGGCUGAUGGGGCAUGGCUAGUAUGACUGGGUGCAGAGGAGGCCGGGAUCUUGCAACUUCAGUAGUACAAGUAGUACAAUGGAAGCUUAGUACUUAGAGAGGUCCUUCCCUGGUUGUUCAAGCACCUCGUUCCAAUGGAGCUCUAAGCUAUCCUAAUGCAGCCUCCAUACGAAACCUGAUUGCAAGCCUUCAGUCACAUGACGGUACAUAUCCCCCUGGAAAUUCUUUGAAGCAACAAUACCUGCAGGCAGUGAGAGAAGCAUGAAUUUUCUAAGUUCACUUAUAAUUCUCCAGUCAAACUCUAGCAUGCCAAGGUACAGAUGGGAUCCUGGAUAAGUCCAUGUGAUGCAGCCCACCUGGCUAAGGUAUCUCAAGUAAGGGGCCAGGUUGGGCCCUCUGGCCAAUGGCGUCCCAAUUGCAGUGCUUCACCUAAUGCCAGGGAAGAGUUUCCAUUCAUUCUUGAGGAUAAGCAGGGGUGCUGGGUGCUAUACCUGGCAACAGUGGUAGCAAAAACCUGCCCUUCAGCACAGACCCCCGUUUCCCCAGCUGUCACUGAUGGGGACCUAGCAAGGGGUGGAUCCUGACAUUAUCACCAAGCUUCUUUCACCAGUUACUAACAGUAACCCAGAUACUUUUCUUUCUCUUCCCAGUGGUAACUAAAAAUGUCUUGCGCUACUACAAAAAAUGCGGCUUCUAUACCAGCGACUGCAAAACUCGAAAAGUCUACAAUGACGUACAGCAAGUGCACGAGCUCCACUGCUGUAACAACAGAGACCACUGCCUUUGAACGCCGUCUAAGGAGGAUGAUGUAUUAAAAGAACUCCUAUGUGAACAAA